Choloepus didactylus (southern two-toed sloth) is the source of this 9319-nucleotide messenger RNA. RefSeq names its product RAS p21 protein activator 1 (gene RASA1). The coding region runs from base 581 to 3703 and encodes 1040 amino acids. The record is from RefSeq and is a predicted model, not a curated record. Gene Ontology annotation, molecular function: protein binding. Lineage: Eukaryota; Metazoa; Chordata; Mammalia; Pilosa; Megalonychidae. The transcript is spliced from 25 exons. Gene Ontology annotation, biological process: regulation of GTPase activity.
UAGCUGUAGGUUGUGAGCAGUUUAGCCGAUUUCCCCACCACCCCGCCCCCCUUUCUCCUCCUCUCCAUACCCCUCCCAUCUCCAACCCGGUGGAGGAUGAAGCGGCUGCAGCGGCCCCAGCCCCGGCAGCGGCACCGGCGGUGGCUGCGGUGGGGGAGGCCGGAACUGGGGUGGUGAAGAGGCGGUGGCGGCGGCGGCGGCGGCGUUGGUGGCUCAAGAAGCGGCAGCCGCCCCAGCCGCUUUCCUGUGCUUCCCUUCCUCUUUAGUGCAGUCAGGAAGUUUUUCGCUUCUGUGCAUGUGUGUGUGCGUGAGUGUGGGUGUGUAAGGUGAGGGUUUGGGCGGCAUUUGUGCAGGCGUUGGAUUUUUUGCCCACUUCGCUUCCCGUAACCGGGCAGCUCUGGAGCCUGGGCUGUGGCCUGAGGAGGGGGCUUGGCGGCGAGCUCCCUCCUUUUGUUGUUGUUUCCUCCGCCUGGGGAGCUGAAGAGGGGAAGCGCCUGGGUGGGGCGACUCGGAGCCCGGGCCUGGUGGCCCCCAGGGCUCCCGGGCGGGCAGGGUAGGGCAGAGUAGAGCGGGCUUCAACAUGAUGGCGGCAGAGGCCGGGAGUGAGGAGGGCGGUCCGGUGACCGCUGGGGCAGGAGGAGGCGGCACGGCUGCGAGCUCCAGUGCUUAUCCGGCAGUGUGUCGGGUGAAGAUACCCGCGGCCUUGCCUGUAGCAGCAGUGCCCUAUCCUGGGCAGGUCGAGGCCGGAGUGGCCGGGAAUCUGGGUGGCGGAGUCCCUUUGGGGUCAGGGUUCCUAGGAGUCGGUUCUGUGGCGGGAGUACUGGGGGGAGCCGGACUGACAGGGGGAGGUGCUGUUGCUGGCGUGGCUGGUGCUGCUGCUGCUGGACCUGGUGGGGAGAUGGCUCUCACCAAGGGGACCACCUCGUUGCCUGCCGAGACCCUCGGGCCAGGAGGCGGAUUCCCCCCUCUGCCGCCCCCUCCUCAGUUCCCCCCUUUGGGUGCGGGCCUGGGAACAGUGGACGAAGGUGACUCUCUGGAUGGACCAGAAUUUGAGGAGGAAGAAGUGGCCAUCCCGCUGACUGCUCCUCCAACUAACCAGUGGUAUCAUGGAAAACUUGAUAGAGCUAUAGCAGAAGAACGCCUCAGGCAGGCAGGGAAGCCUGGCAGUUACCUUAUAAGAGAGAGUGAUCGGAGGCCAGGGUCCUUUGUACUUUCAUUUCUUAGCCAGACAAAUGUUGUGAACCAUUUUAGGAUUAUUGCUAUGUGUGGCGAUUACUACAUUGGUGGAAGACGUUUUUCUUCACUGUCAGACCUAAUAGGUUAUUACAGUCAUGUUUCUUGUUUGCUUAAAGGAGAAAAAUUACUUUAUCCAGUUGCACCCCCAGAGCCAGUAGAAGAUAGACGGCGUGUGCGAGCCAUUCUACCUUACACGAAAGUACCAGACACUGAUGAAAUAAGUUUCUUAAAAGGAGAUAUGUUCAUUGUCCAUAAUGAAUUAGAAGAUGGAUGGAUGUGGGUCACAAAUCUAAGAACAGAUGAACAAGGCCUAAUUGUUGAAGAUCUAGUAGAAGAGGUGGGCCGGGAGGAAGAUCCACAUGAAGGCAAAAUAUGGUUUCAUGGGAAGAUUUCCAAACAAGAAGCUUAUAAUUUACUAAUGACAGUUGGCCAAGUGUGCAGUUUUCUUGUGAGACCUUCAGAUAACACUCCUGGUGACUAUUCACUUUAUUUUCGCACCAAUGAAAAUAUUCAGCGAUUUAAAAUAUGUCCAACACCCAACAAUCAGUUUAUGAUGGGAGGCAGAUAUUAUAACAGCAUUGGAGACAUCAUAGAUCACUAUCGAAAAGAACAGAUUGUUGAAGGUUAUUAUCUUAAGGAACCUGUACCAAUGCAGGAUCAAGAACAAGUACUCAAUGAUACAGUGGAUGGCAAGGAAAUCUAUAAUACAAUUCGUCGAAAAACAAAGGAUGCCUUUUAUAAAAAUAUUGUUAAAAAAGGAUAUCUUCUAAAAAAGGGCAAAGGAAAACGAUGGAAAAAUUUGUAUUUUAUCUUAGAGGGCAGUGAUGCCCAACUUAUUUAUUUUGAAAGUGAAAAACGAGCUACAAAACCAAAAGGAUUAAUAGAUCUCAGCGUAUGUUCUGUUUAUGUUGUUCAUGACAGUCUUUUUGGCAGGCCAAACUGUUUUCAGAUAGUAGUUCAGCACUUUAGUGAAGAACAUUACAUCUUUUACUUUGCAGGAGAAACUCCAGAACAAGCAGAGGACUGGAUGAAAGGUCUGCAGGCAUUUUGCAAUUUACGGAAAAGUAGUCCAGGGACAUCAAAUAAACGUCUGCGCCAGGUCAGCAGUCUUGUUUUACAUAUUGAAGAAGCUCAUAAACUCCCAGUAAAACAUUUUACUAACCCGUAUUGUAACAUCUACCUGAAUAGUGUACAGGUAGCAAAAACUCAUGCAAGGGAAGGGCAAAACCCUGUAUGGUCAGAAGAGUUUGUCUUUGAUGAUCUUCCUCCUGACAUCAACAGAUUUGAAAUAACUCUUAGUAAUAAAACAAAGAAAAGCAAAGAUCCUGAUAUCUUAUUUAUGCGCUGCCAGUUGAACCGGUUACAGAAAGGGCAUGCCACAGAUGAAUGGUUUCUGCUCAGCUCCCACAUCCCAUUAAAAGGUAUUGAACCAGGAUCCUUGCGUGUUCGAGCACGAUAUUCUAUGGAAAAGAUCAUGCCAGAAGAAGAGUACAGUGAAUUUAAAGAGCUUAUACUGCAAAAGGAGCUUCAUGUAGUCUAUGCUUUAUCAAAUGUAUGUGGACAAGACCGAACACUACUGGCUAGUAUCUUACUGAGGAUUUUUCUUCAUGAAAAGCUUGAAUCAUUGUUGUUAUGUACACUAAAUGACAGAGAAAUAAGCAUGGAAGAUGAAGCCACUACCCUAUUUCGAGCCACAACACUUGCAAGCACCUUGAUGGAACAGUAUAUGAAAGCCACUGCUACACAAUUUGUUCAUCAUGCUUUGAAAGACUCUAUUUUAAAAAUAAUGGAUAGCAAGCAGUCCUGUGAGUUAAGUCCAUCAAAGUUAGAAAAAAAUGAAGAUGUGAACACUAAUUUAGCACACCUACUGAACAUACUUUCAGAGCUUGUGGAAAAAAUAUUCAUGGCUUCAGAAAUACUUCCACCGACACUGAGAUAUAUUUAUGGGUGUUUACAGAAAUCUGUUCAGCACAAGUGGCCUACAAAUAACACCAUGAGAACCAGAGUUGUUAGUGGUUUUGUUUUUCUUCGACUUAUCUGUCCUGCCAUCCUGAAUCCACGGAUGUUUAAUAUCAUCUCAGAUUCUCCAUCUCCUAUUGCUGCAAGAACACUGAUAUUAGUGGCUAAAUCUGUGCAGAAUUUAGCAAAUCUUGUGGAAUUUGGAGCUAAGGAGCCCUAUAUGGAAGGAGUAAAUCCAUUCAUCAAAAGUAACAAACAUCGUAUGAUCAUGUUUUUAGAUGAACUUGGGAAUGUACCUGAACUUCCGGACACUACAGAGCAUUCUAGAACUGACCUGUCCCGUGAUUUAGCAGCAUUACAUGAGAUUUGUGUGGCCCAUUCAGAUGAACUGCGAACACUCAGUAAUGAGCGUGGUGCACAGCAGCACGUACUGAAAAAGCUUCUGGCUAUAACAGAACUGCUUCAACAAAAACAAAACCAAUAUACAAAAACCAAUGAUGUCAGGUAGCAGCCUUCACCCGUGUUCUGCAUGGAUUCAGCAUGCCAAACAUGGUAAUUCACAUCACUGUAAUGUCUCCUUUGCUCUUGCCAAAAAAUAGCACACCUUUUCACAUUCCCAGUGAUGUGUGAACUAUGCAAACAAAACCCAAGAUUCUGCUGGUGAAUAACUGUCAGCAGCUUUGUAAGCUAUCUGUGCAGGAUAUUUGCACUUUUUCCACGUGGAACUAAUCUUUACCAACCUCUGAGCCUUGGUGUACAGAUCACCUCUCACAGAACAGAAUGCUAUGACUGUAUCUUGAACUUUGAAAAUAUAUUUUCAGUAUAUCCAAUUGCCAAAGUUUUGCUGUCUCUUGGAAAAAGAACUAUGAAAUCAACUGACAAGAAAAAGCAUUCUCUAUCAACAAUUGAGUAUAACUGGAUUGCAGAGUGGUCUUUCUGUAAUUUUUUCCUGAUAAGGAAUAUGACCAUUUGACUGUUCCGUGACUUUAUUUGUAUUUAGAGUUUGCUAUUAUAAUAGGAACAAUCUUUGCUGUAUACUUUUUUUAAAUACUGUGCUAUUUCUUUUGCUGGAACUGUUGAAAGAAAAUAUAUAAAAUGGAUCUAUUGCUCAUCAGCUUUAUUUUUUUUAAACAUACCACUUGUUGGAAUUCUCAAAGACUGUAUUUAGAUCCCAAUGCUUUUAUGUUUACAGUAGUAAAUAAUUUGAAUUUAGUAAAUAUCAUUGGUCAUUGUCUACUGAUCAAUGCAUGUACCCAUUCACCCAUUUUAUAGAUUAUCAUUUCUUUUUAUGGGGGGGACCUAGAAUGCUUCUGUUUCAAGUUAUUUGUUCAUUAUUCCAUUUUGAUUUUUAUGCUACCCCUUUGAUUAUGUAAACAGUCUCACCAACCACUUACACUUUAUCCAUCUUUGAACUUCUGACUACUUGUUGUAUCUGCUGGAUAUUUAGUUUGACUGUAUAGUUUUAUUUGCUUCUGUAAUGUGUAUUUUUGUGAAGUAUUCACCAAGGUUAAGUUAAAAUAAAAGCAAGGGAUAUCUUGCGUAAUUGAUUACUCCUGUCUCUAUAUAGUUAGUCUCAUUAUUUUCUUCCUCCUUUCAGGGCAGUUCAAACUUUAGCACCAGAGCAAGGAUUAGGGAGAUGGAACUUCAUGUCAGUGUUUUAGCCAAUAAAAAGUAUUACACACACACACAUUAUGCAACAAUUCCUUCCCUAAUUGUAUAGGGGAGACUAGACAUAAAAAUUAUAUGGCAGAAUAUCAUUAGCAAUCAAAGGGGGUGACUAAAACAGGAAUCCAGGGCAUAAAAGAGGAAAAAGAUUUGCCACAGUAAAGAACUUUUUUGAAGGCCUUGAUUCCAAGACAAAUGUUUUAUUAUGUUCCUCUGAUAACAUAAACUAUAGGAGAAAACAGUGUUAACUAACCAAAAGUUUAAAAGAUUUUUGCUUAAUAUAGUUUUAAGCUGAAAAACGCAGUUAUCUCUUAAGAGACAGCUGGCCCUCAUGUAGCUUUAAUCACCAUUCAAUGGUGAUACUUAAAACUUCACACAUCCUUUGCUGUAUUUGCAUGGCAGUUCCAUUCAUCCAUUCUCUCCCUUCUUGACUCUAUGUAUUACUUGUCUGGUUUUCCAUCCCUCCUGAUUUUCAGCUGGACCACCACAGUAGUAUCCAGCUGGUCUUCCCUGGUAUAACAGGACAGAGGACAGACUGCAAAGAAUAUGGACUAGUGACAUACCCUAAAAUGUUUUAACAGCAUAUAAAGGGGCCCAAUCUCUAGUGCUAAGCAAUUUUGUUCUCUCCCACUAAUCACACACCUCUCUUCAGCCAUACCAACCUACUGGUAUUCCUCAAUCUUGCCCAAGAUAUUAAUACAAUCUCAGCUGAAAUCCUGUCCUGAUCACCUGAAAUGCUUCUCCCUCUUCUGCUUUUUAUAACAAAAUCCAAACCUAAAAGACUUAUGCUGCUUUUUAUACUUUAAUUACAUGUCUCUUAAGCUAAAGUAUGGAAACUGUCAGUUACCUCUGUAGGCCCUACUAGUUGAUCAAUGUUGAAAUAAAAUCUCUCAAACAUUUUUUUUUUUUUUUACUGGGCUUGGACAGGAAAAUUUUCAAAGAUUAUAAAUGAAGACCUUGCUCCGGUACUAAAAUUGAGUGAUCUGAUGGGAAACAGGAGAUAAAUUGCUGACAUUCUGCAAUUGUGUCUGGCCUAGCAACAAUGCUACUCAACCUAGGCUACAAUAAACAAUUAUAACUUUACCUUUCCCCACUUCACUUUUAUAAAAUACCACUUUAUUUAAUUUCAUUCCUCUCAUCCCAGUAUGAGUUGGAAAAAACAAAAGCAAAACUCAAGUCUAGAAUGCAAAGGAUUAUUAAAAGCAUAAGCCUAUUGUAAAUAGUACCUGGAAAUACCGAAAUCUAAUUAAAAUUGUACUUACAAUCUUAUGGAAAAGCCCAGUCUGAGAUGCAUUGGGAGCGAAGAGGGUAUGUGUUUCCAUAAUAUGUAAUUAAAUUUAGGGUAGUUAAGUUUCUUAGAAUUCCUUCAGUUCAGUUUUCCAGAAAAAAAAUUUGGCUUAAUAUACACACAUCCACAAUCUGAUUCCAAUUUAGAAAAUGAGUAAUAAGAUCACUCAUAUAUACAGGCACUACUGUGAUUAAUCCUAUGAGAAGCAGGCAUUAUUUUCCCUAUUUUCAGCUUGGGAAACUGGCAUGGAAAUUUAAGAACUUGCUCAAGGUCGGAUAGUAGAAUACAGUUAUGUAUGAAUCAUUAACUUUUAUUUUUAUAUCAAUUUCAACUUGAAUUAAAUUUCUUGAAGAUAGUUAAAUCUACACAAAUGCGUAGUAACUAUAACACCUAUUUAUAGGGCUUCACUUAUAGGUGAUCUAUAUUAGGUUAAAAUCUAUAGUUAAUUAUAAACCUGAAUUAUGUCAUCUGCUACUACCUACUGACCAACAGCAAUUUAAGAUUUUUAUCUAGACAAUUACAAAGACUACAUAUUUGAUUUCUUUUGUUAUCUAUUUGCAAAUGCUUUCAUAUAACCAGUUGAGGCAAACAAAUACUCAGUAGACAGGAUCACUAGCUUUCAGUGCCAUGCAACAAGUAUAUUGCAUUCUGGAGCCCAACAGAAACACACAAAUCUAAGUAUAUCCAGAUGGUAUAAGAAGCCAUGUAUAAGCAAAAAACAUUGCUUAACAAAUUUGAAGCCCACUACUAAAUUUUGGUUUCUGUGGUGCCAUCUUUCAAAAAGGAUAAUUGCAUUUUGUUUAAGGGAAUAUAGGGCAAAUACAUUACACCUUUAUUCUGGCUACUACAGAAAGACUAAUUUGAUAUUAGUCAUAGUAGGGCACAACUAUCCAAACCAUGUGCUAUUUUGGCUCUUUUGAAGGUAUCAUAUUUUCACAUAACAUUACCCUGAAAGGAAAAUUCUUUUAAAAAUACCAUGAAUAGAAAAUUUUACUACAUUUUGCUGUUUUCACAUUGUAUUUUUAAAAUAAAAUUAAAUGCCAGCUAUGCUUACUACUUCUGUUGAUUAGCUAGCAUUGACAAAUCAACUUCAAAAGGUUAGAGAGAAUCUACCAGGUCAUCAUCAGUCCAUUCUUCCUAAGAAGGAGAAAGAAAAUACAAUAAGAAUACCAUUUAUAAUGAAGUAUAAGCAGUGUUUUUGUUUCUUUGUUGUUGUUGUUGUUUUUACCUUAUCUCACUUUAGGAAAAUGUUUUUCCCUAUUACUAUGCUGAUUAUAGAAAAUAAAUAAACUAGGAAAAUUUGUAGUAGUUUAGUCUUACAGUAUGGUGCCACCAGAAUACUACAAUGAGGAACAAAGGUUACAGUGACCUGGUUUCUCUGAUUAUUCAUUUAUUUCUGACAGGUACAAUUCAGAGAGAAUUCUUGGAGACUUAACAGAGAGCAAAAAUUACCAAGUGUGAGCAUCCCUGCUGCCUCGUACAAACAUAAGAGAGGAUCUUUUAUUAAGUAACUAUCAUAUUACUUCAUAACAGGAUAAAACAGAAGUGAAAAAAAAUCUCUUCAACAAUGAACAAUGUACAUAAAGAAGGACACAAGAAAUCAAGGCUUAAAAAGCCCACACUUAUAGACCUAUAUGCUUAUACUCUGGAACAUUAAGUCCUAACAGUACUCACAACAUAAGGUGCAACAUAACCUAAGAUUCACCUUUAGAGUAAACAUACCUCUUCAUGUUUGGGUUUCUUUGAGAUAUAAUCAUCAUCUUCAUAGCCUUUCCUCUUCUUUCUAUAAUUAAGCAACCAUCAAUAAGCAAUCCAGUACUGGCAACAGAAACUAUAAAAUCUCUACGAAUAAAUUAGCAAGGCUAUAUGAAAAGAUAUAUACCUAUUGAAAGACAAGACUUGGAUAAAUCUGCAGAAUUUAUGGAUAGGAAAAAUAUUCUUCAAAUUAAUCUCCAAAUUCAGUGAAAGUCUAAAAUCCCAAUAAGAUUUUUCAUGAAAUUUGUCAAGUCUAACAUUGGCCUGGAAAAAAUUAUCCAAAAAUAGCAAAAGAAACAGGGCAAAGGGGAGACUACCUUUUCCCAGCUAUUAUGAAAACACAUGCUGUAAAAGCUAUGGUAGUUAAAAAUGUGGUAUUAACAUAAGAAUCAAACAGCAAUUAUCAGGUAGACAGGCCUAAAAUUAAUCAUCUGUAUGACAAUUUAAUUUGUGAUGAAAGGAGUACUUCUAGGAAAAUAAUAGGGAAAAUACAGAAUAUUCAAAAAUGGGUUGGUUGGGACAAGGUUAUUCAUUUGGAAAAAAUCAGUAUUAGUGGGACUCUACCACACACCAUUCACAAAAAAUUCUGAGUGGUUUAAACAGCUAAAUAAAAUGCAAAAAUAUACAUAGAUUAAUUUAAGAUAAGAAAAGGUAUUCAGAUGGGAAGCAUAAAACAAAAGACAAAUUUUCUACAUCAAAAAGCAGAAAAAAAAAACAAAAAAACUAGUGGUAUCAUAUAUAGAAAGAGGAAUUUUCAGAAUCUAUAAAAGACUUACAGAUCCACAAAAUAGCCAGAAAAUUGGUCAAAGGUCAUAAAUUUAAGCAAUACAGAACUACUACAAGUAACUGCUAAACACUGAAAUAUCAGUAUCUCAUAGUAAUCAGGGAAAUGCAAAUUAAAAUACUAAUUUGAUAUUGUUUUUUCGCCUAGAUUCGCAAAAGACAAGAUUGACAAUAUUGUGUUGUACAAUAUGUACAAGGAAAACAUUCAUGUAAAGAGACAAAAACAAAAACCCUGAUGUCAUACAUGCACGCGCACGCACACACACACAUACAUGUAUGCAGAGAAAAGUUGGCAAAGAUCAAGACCAACUUAUAAUCUCUGGGAUUAUAUGACUGGGAUUUGGGUGUAAGGGAACUUUGGCUUUAUCUGUAUUGUCUGACUUCAACAAUAAAGAAAACAGUUGUUGUGUAAUGAAAAAUAAAGACAAAAGAACUUUAAAGAGUUCAAGAAAAACCAAUAAUUUUUUUAAAGUAAUGCUACUUGUGGUGUGGUCCCUGGACAAGUAUAAGCUCACAAACAUUCCAGUCAGCAAUGAGAUGAUUACAGAAACUGAAUACAUGUUUAGAAACUUUUAUAGCAAUUUGAUAGAUUAACUUUAUGACUGUUGAAUCUAAUAAUAAAAUUUGAUCUUA